Molecule: messenger RNA, 2800 nt
Organism: Cottoperca gobio
Lineage: Eukaryota; Metazoa; Chordata; Actinopteri; Perciformes; Bovichtidae
Gene: sec22c
Product: SEC22 homolog C, vesicle trafficking protein
Exons: 7
Coding region: 448-1359 (303 amino acids)
Biological process (GO): endoplasmic reticulum to Golgi vesicle-mediated transport
Source: RefSeq, a predicted model, not a curated record
ACUAACCUCUGCACAGUAGCUAGCCAAGCAAUUUGCUAGUCACUGACGGGGCCGACAAUUAGCGUGUGCUAAAUUCACUUUUAAGUGAAAAGGUUGCUGCGCUGCAUGAUAACUACGACUGGUUAAGACUUUGUUUGUCCCUCCCGAGCUUCCGUAGUAGAUUUGUUGUGGUUGUGUUGUAUCCGGAAGCAAGUUAGCUCGUUGGCUAUUUUAAUAUAACUUCUUAUGUCUAUGUUAUAAGGCGUUAUUCAGGUUGUUUGUAUUAAUCGCUGGUAUAAGGAAGUAUAAUAUUAUAUAUUAUAAGGAACGCGUAAGUGAAACUGGUGCUGGCGACCUGCUGGUGGGGUAUUUCCUUUAUAUGAUGCUAACCUCCAGGAGCUAAGUAACAAGGUGCAGCAUGAAACCCAUGAUACUGAGGCAGUGUGUUCUCCAUGGACCUAGUGGAUCAUGUCUCUGAUCCUGUUUGCCUUUGUAGUUCGGGUCAGGGAUGGACUCCCCCUGUCGGCCUCCACAGACUUUGAACACAACCGAGAGCUCCAGGAGAGGAAGCAGCAGCUCAGAACUAUCAGCAAGGCACUGGCCCGUUUCCCUGACAGAGGGACCAUCAAGGGCCAGGACCUCAACAUAUACUUCAUCUCUUCAGAGGGCGUAUCUUACAUGACCGUGUGCCACUGCAGCCUCCCUGUUGCUAAGGCCUUCUGCUUCCUGGAAGAUCUGCGCUGGGAGUUCACAACAUGCUUCAAUAGCACUGUUGUUGCCUUGGCAGCCAGGCCAUAUCCAUUUUUGGAAUUUGACGGCACCAUUCAGAAGUUCAAGCAGCAGUACAACCAGAGCGGGGGUCCGGCCCUGGAGGUGACAUUAGCAGAGGUCCAGGGCGAUCUCAGGAUCCAUCCACCACAAGUAAUUAACUUGGAGGAAGUGGAGCUCACCAACGGCAUUGCAAAUGGGCACAUGGAGCAAGGUCCUGGAUCUGGUCAGAAUGUGAGACUCGAACCAGUGACGGCGCCUGGCAUCCUCACUCUUGUGCUAAACAUUAUGUGUGCGUCUUUGAACAUAAUCCGUGGGGUUCACCUCGUAGAGUACACAUUCCAGGAUGAUUAUGAAGGUGUAUGGAAUGUUGUGGCGUUUCUUCUGGCGUUUGUCUGCUGUGUGUUUCAGUGCCACCUCUACCUGUUCCACUCAUCGCUGAAGAAACCCAAGUCCUUCACUCUGUUGAGUGUGAUCGUCCUAUGCAACCUCUACCUGCUCGGCCUGAGGAACCCGUGGCAGCUGAUCUUCCACAUUUCAGUCGCCUGCCUCUCCACCUUCCUCAUCCUCACCCGCAAACUCCAAGACAGAACCAAUGACUGUGGAGUCUGAGGAGCGGAGGACAUUUUACCGCGCUGCACCUCACCGGCUCUUUCAAGCGCCGGUGAGAACAACAGAGAAGCGAAUGGCUCGAUCCACACGAGGUAUGAAGAUGUUUUGUGGAUUUUUAACAAAAAACGUUCCCAAAUUUUGUGUCAUCACGGAAAAUUGUAAUUACAAGUUAAUGUUCUUGUAUACAUUAUGUACUUGCACUUUGUGUACAUUUGUUUCUCAAGACUGUAAACUACACAGUGACAUGCAGUUAUUUCUGGAAGCUCUGCAGACAGAUGCUAACAGAGAAGCUCAACGGACACGUCACAAAAUGUUUGUGCCAUCAUGUUCAAAAAGGGUUUUUUAAGAAAAUAGAUUUCUGUCAGAAUUGCUGACCAAAGUUGUUCAUGUAGAAACAAUCAUCUGAUCACAGCCCUAACUGUUGAAGCUAUGCUCCCACACAGCUCAGUAUUAUUUCUGCUACCACAGGCUUUGAUUAUCUUUGUGUAAUCCGUUUACGCUGUGUGACAGUCGCUGAUUGCAACGUUAGAUUUAAUUCUACUUAUGGUGGCGGUUUGUAGUUUGAAAUCAGUGAUAGUCAAGUAAAGCAGACGACGCAGCUAUUUGUAUUUGUUUUCUAUUGUUUGCUUAUUAUGCUAAAUUAAAAUCCUAAGGUGUAAAAGGUGUAAAUGUAAAGCUAUGGGUUGUUUCACGCCUUACUGUGUGACGAUACAAUUGUUUUAGAUUGUUUAAGUGUGUGGACUUAUGUACAGAUACACCGGCAAGUGCUCAGCUAGUCAUCGCAAAGGUUCCAAUGUAAGGGCUCCGUUUAUUUAAUGACUUAAUGUACAGUACGUUCAACACCGAGGGAAUGUGACUCUUACAGUCAUGAUGUUCGGGCAUAUCGUCUUACUAUGACACCGUUUGUGAUAAAAGGAGAAUUGUAUCACAUCGACUCCAUUUUUUGUACGAUCAAAGCAGGUUUAGAUAUUUUUGUUUGUCCGUUUCAUCUUUUUUCUACUGAUCUCGACUUUGUCAAAGUGUAAAUUGCGGGUAAGAAUAAGAAAACACUGAUUUAAUGGGUAAAAUUGUAUUGACAUUUGUUGGAAAUUUAGUUUGGACUGCACUAUUAGUUACUACGGUUUGUUCUGUGUUGGGUAUGGCAAUGGUUCUUGAAUGUGUUGCAUAUCGGGUUCAGCUUUUUAUAUCCUGAUUUAUGUUUACCUGGUUUAUAUUUGUGUCUUGCUUCAUUACAACACUCCCUGUUUGUAGUUCUCAGACUACUGUACACAUAGAAAAUCCUAUUGUUAUAAUCUAUGUUUGAAUAUAGAACAGUAGCGCUGCUAAAUAAAUAGUCUCAUUUGUGUUAAUUAUGUUUUAACAUUUUGUGUAUUCAGCUUCUUAGAUUUUUUUAAUAGCUAACUAGUUGCACUAAUUAGUUAAUAAGCGAGGGAAGUAAAUU